Lactuca saligna is the source of this 756-nucleotide messenger RNA. The record is from the annotation of a GenBank genome assembly. Lineage: Eukaryota; Viridiplantae; Streptophyta; Magnoliopsida; Asterales; Asteraceae.
AUGUUCGGCAUGAAUUACAAAGAUCCACCUGAUCCAGCUAACAAAAAUCUAUACGAAGAUGAUCUGGAAGCUGAUAUUGGAGCUAAACGAAGAGGAAGAAGAGCUGAAGAAAAGAAAUAUCUGAAUUCGAAAUCAAUUGCUGAUGGAUCCAAAGUUGUUCUUCGAGCUGGAAUACGUGAAGUAAUCAAGUCGAAUUAUGGGAAAGAAAACAAUGAUCCGCAAUUUAUAAAAUCAGAACUGGAUGCGUUUGAUAAGGUGAUUGCCGAACAGAAAAGAAUGGAUGAAGAAAAAGGAUUUGUGUUGCUCCAAGUAACUUCAGAUAUGGUUAAAGGAUUCAAUUCUUCUAAGAAUUCGGUGGUUGGGUUAUCUCCUUCGCCUCCUGUAAUUCAAGCGAGCAUGGAAACGAAAGCUGGCACUGUAACUGGGUCAAACAUUGGAAUUUCAAUUGGAACGAAGAUUGAAAAAGGAAAUUUGGUUGAUGAGUCGAAAUAUACCAAGGGCUUCAUUGCUUCGAAGAUAAUGAAGACUGGUUCGUCUUCUUCAGGCCCUGGUUCCAUAAUUGAAACAAAUGAUGGGAAGGGCAUUUUGGGAAAAUUCCCUGUUUCGCAAGAUGUUCCAGUUAUAACAGGUAAUCCUUUGGUCUUUGAAGCUAAUCCUAUUGCUCCAAUUAGUUGUCUUACUAAUUGUAAUGAUGAAGAUAUGAAAGAUUCUAUUAAUGAGAAUGGAAUUUGGAAGUUGAUCCUGGAAAUAAUAUGA